UAUGUUGUUUUUCAAAGUGUGGUUGGAGUAGUAGGACCGGUGUUGCUCCUACCGUGCCCCUUAUGAUUUUAUUAUUUUAAAUGUCGUCUCUUCUUGUCUUGUUAGCUGCUCUUAAACAUUUAUCUCACCUGUGACCAGCUUCCUCUCUAUGGCUUUGUCAGGGACAAUGUCUGGCACUGAUAUGACUCAUGAAAGACAUUUUGAUAAUCGAACCCUUCUUUGGGGGGUCUCACGGGCAACUUGUGAAACUACUUCUGUCUGAUCAUGAAAUUGCACACCGUGCUGAAAUUCUGACUUUGCCAGCGAAGAAGUGGCAUUGGCGAGCCCGGACGUCAGCUUUGUAUUUCAGCCAAACAAUUCCUUCUGGAAAAAACUACAGGUACUUAUUUUCAAGUUCUGUACUCAACCUGGCUGAACUGAUUGCACUUCGGCCAGAUUUGGCAGCUUUAAAAAAAAUAAUCUACUUUCAUGAGAACCAGCUUAUAUAUCCAGUGCGCAAGAGACAGGAUAGAGACUUUCAGUACGGAUACAACCAGAUACUGUCAAGCAUGGUUGCAGACUCUGUGAUAUUCAAUUCUGAAUUCAACAUGGAGUCAUUUUUGUCUUCAAUUUCGUCUCAUUUGAAGCUUAUUCCUGAUCAUCGACCCAAAGGCAUUGAUGUCAUGGUGAGACCUAAAUGCAGAGUGCUGUAUUUUCCAAUAUCAUUACCAGUAUGUGCCAAAGAGCUUCAAACAAUCAGUGUGAAAAAAGAAAGGACUGACUGUGAUUUACCCAUAGACUUAAAUUGUGUUGCAGAUGUGAAAGAAGUGAAUUGUGAAAUGAAUUGUACAUACUCAGGUCAGCUGUGUUCAGGCUCCAGUAAUUGUGGAGAGGAGCGAAAAAACAUUGAUUUUACUUCUGAAAAGCUCUCAGUAGCUGAAAUAGGAGGUAGCCUGGAAUCAAGUUUUGAAGACAGUGUUGAUAAAAAUACUCUCACAUUGGAAAAGCAGGAAAAUGAUGAGCAUAAAGAACACGGAUUAACCAGAAGCAAGAAGCCAUGUCAUCAUUCUCUUGUUCAUAUUGUGUGGCCUCACAGAUGGGAGCAUGACAAGGAUCCGGAAGCAUUCUUCAAUGCUCUGUUUUCCCUAACAGAAGAAGGUUUGGAUUUUAGGGUGUCUGUGGUAGGGGAGGCCUUUUCCGAAGUACCUGAUAUAUUCCUGAGAGCAAAAUCUCACUUGCAAGAUAAAAUACUGAAUUGGGGAUAUCAGACAAGAGAGGAUUACCUGUGCAUCAUAGAUGAAGCUGAUGUAGUAGUUUCUACUGCACAACAUGAAUUCUUUGGAGUUUCCAUGUUGGAAGCUGUGAGCAGAGGAUGUUUUCCCUUGUGCCCUAAACGACUGGUGUAUCCUGAAAUAUAUCCUGACGAAUGCCUGUACUCCACUCAAGCUCAGCUGGUGAAGCGUCUCAAAAGAUUUUGUUCUUUCCCAAAGAGUGUAAGAACUGACAAGUUCAAAGGUCUGGCUGCUCGGUUUUCGUGGACAUGCUUGCAAGCGGAUUAUAAAAACUUGUUUCCAGUUUUUGAAAAUUCACCUCCAAGCUGAUGAGAAGGACCUGGUCACGGCAACUUUAUAUUUUGUAUUAUGACGUCCAUAUUUUGCAGCUUUCAUUUCAUUGGUUAUAGGGGUUUGUUUACAGUAAAGGUCUGGAUCGAUAACAACAAAAAUAAAGGUAAACCUUGCCCUGAGGGAUUAUGAGACCUUCCGAAUAGUUGUUUUCUUGAUUUCAAUGAAUGAAAAAAAAGAAAACCCGGGAACCCCCAUUGAAUCCAAGUUUGUUGUAUCCGAGUUCCGCUACAUUUUGUAAUAUCAUAAUCAGCUAUGUUUCUGUGUCCAGGAGGAUUGUCAACAUAUACAAUUUAUUUUUAAAUCCUUGAAUCAGUGAAAAUGUACUAUCUGUUUUAAGUACAUGAGUGAUGAAUCGUGGAAAAAAAAGAAUUAUCUUUAGAUUUAGAAUGAGGACUGGUCUUAAAUCAUUAAUCAUAUAUUUUAGGCUUUUUUGGUACUGUAGUAGGCCCCUACCUCCAAUGUAGGAAUGUUUUUUUGUUUUUUUUGUAGGUCAGGUUAAAAAUGAAGGUAAAUAUCGGGGCCAGUUGCUCACAACAAGUUCGUAACACUCUCCGUUUCACUCCGUCUGGACCAUAAGCUUUGUUUAUAUUUACACUUGGAAAUGUCUUUUUAACCUUCCGCUCACUGAGCUCAACACACUCCGCCUUGCUCGACUCGUCUUUCUGCCUUUGUCUAAUUUCACUUUGCUCUUUCUCAAAAUCAUAACAAUCGAAACGGCAAUAAAAGUUGUUUAGUUCA
Messenger RNA from Aplysia californica (California sea hare), 2342 nucleotides. Its product is annotated as glycosyltransferase-like domain-containing protein 1. Bases 189 to 1580 code for a protein of 463 amino acids. NCBI's taxonomy places the organism in Eukaryota, Metazoa, Mollusca, Gastropoda, Aplysiida, Aplysiidae. Gene Ontology annotation, molecular function: glycosyltransferase activity. The transcript is spliced from 8 exons. The record is from RefSeq and is a predicted model, not a curated record.